Molecule: messenger RNA, 1921 nt
Organism: Trichomycterus rosablanca
Lineage: Eukaryota; Metazoa; Chordata; Actinopteri; Siluriformes; Trichomycteridae
Product: RING finger domain-containing protein
Exons: 2
Coding region: 157-768 (203 amino acids)
Biological process (GO): protein ubiquitination
Molecular function (GO): ubiquitin protein ligase activity
Source: RefSeq, a predicted model, not a curated record
ACCGGAGCUCCUGGAGGAAACCCACACAGACACCGGGAGAACUCCGCACAGAAAGGACUCGGACUGCCCCACCUGGGGAUCGAACCAGGACCUUCUUGCUCUCUACAGUUUCUUCCCUUGUAAACAUAUCAACAUUCACAUCAACACUCUACCUCCAUGUCUGUGGCCCAAGUAUCAGAGAUGACGUCAGACCAGGAAGAGGCCUCCACUAGUGGGGAUUCCCCGGAGGUGGAAUGCCCCGUGUGCUACCAGGAAUACGAUCAGGACCGCAAGCUCCCACGCAUGCUGGAAUGCCUCCAUGUGUUUUGCACUGAAUGCCUUAAAAAGAUCCAGCUGUCACCCCUUCACCCACCUGACCCCAACAGCCCUCCUUCCAUCUCCUGUCCUCUGUGCCGCCACUCCACCCCACUAGAGUGGGGCAGUGUGCAAUCUCUGCCCUGCAACUCUCGCAUCCUUGCUCAGCUUCCUCCUGUAACCUUUCACCUGCCUGUGUCAGUUUCCACUCGGCUGGCUACUGUCACCCAGAGGGUGAUUCUGUCCCUGGAGUCCAGGGAUGCCAGAUUCAUUAUCCUACCCACUGUCAGCCUUCGGGUGGAGCAGAUGGGUGUAGGCUCGACUUCACCAGAGCAAAUAGAUGGCAGGGUGGAAGUCCUAGGGCACAGAAGAAGCUUGAUGUGCGUGCAGGUGCUGGUUGUGAUAUUUUGGAUGCUUUUCGUACUGGCCUGUGUGGUGGGGGUGCUGUUUGGCCCAAACUUGUUCCACAAUUGAUACAGACUGAGAAAAACCUUUUGCACCCAGUGGAUUUUAUAUACCUCUUUGUUAGGUAUAUGGCUAUAUCAGGCUUCACAUUAAAGAUGUUGAAAUGUGUCUAAGAAUUUGUGCACAUUUAGUCAAAAGAGAUUUUUGAUGCCAGGCACUAAUGAUGGGCAGGCCUGGGUUGCAAUUGACAUUCCAAUGCAUCUCAAAGGUGUUGAAAGUUAAAGUCAGGGUUCUGUGCAGGCCAGUGGAGUUCCUCUAUACUAGACUCAUCAAACCAUGUCUUUAUAGAAAUUGCUUUGUGCACAUGCCCAGUUAUGCUGAAAAAAAGAGCCUUUUCCAAACUGUUGCCAGAAAGUUGGCAGCAUAUAAUUUGUGUUAUGUAAUGGAUUAUUGUGAUUGAUUCACCUGCUAGAAACAAGUGUGGCUGAAUCUCCUGCACAUAAUUAAGCAGGUGUCCACUUACUUUUGGCCAUAUAAUGUAUUUGCUAAAGUUCUCACAUGAACAGAUCUGAACAUAAAACAUAAAUGUUAAACAGUAAAAAAUAUUUAGUGGCCUCCCCUGUGCCAUGUUUGUUUGUUUAUUAAGAUUUUAACAUCAUGUUUAAAAUUUUUUGGUUACAUUAAUGACAGGAAACGGUAGUUACUCAUUACCGAUUCAUCAAUUCACAAGGUUAUAUCGAACACAGUAAUGGACAAUUUUGUAUCUCCAAUUCACAUUACUAGCAUGUCUUUGGAUUGUGGGAGGAAACCGGAGCACCCAGAGGAAACCCACACAGACACGUGGAGGACAUGCAAACUCCACACAGAAAGGACCCGGAUCACCCCACCUGGGGAUCGAAACCAGGACCUUCUUGCUAUGAGGCAACAGUGCUACCCACUUAGCCACCAUGCCACCCCUGUGCCAUGUAAACAAGAGAAAAAACAGAGGUGGCAGGCCAUAUCCAACCAGUCAGCACAUUAAGGUGUUAAAUUAUCUGUUAAUUAUGUUUGUUUUAUGUGUUUGAAGACACCACCAACAAAAGGGGCUACAUUUGUUUGGUAGAAGUCUCAAGAUUGUCACUGUCACUGUUAUAGUAUAACAAAGCCUAAUCCUACAAAAAUCAUGUAUUAUUUGUUUAAAAUGUAUUUAAAUACACUGUUAAACUUGCAUAAUUACAUCCAU